Messenger RNA from Chanos chanos (milkfish), 554 nucleotides. RefSeq names its product map3k7 C-terminal like (gene map3k7cl). The coding region runs from base 1 to 432 and encodes 143 amino acids. Gene Ontology annotation, cellular component: cytosol; nucleus. The record is from RefSeq and is a predicted model, not a curated record. Lineage: Eukaryota; Metazoa; Chordata; Actinopteri; Gonorynchiformes; Chanidae. The transcript is spliced from 4 exons.
AUGAUCACCUCAACCAGAAGAGUAUCUCCUGAUAAACCUGAAGUUAGAAUUGCCUUCAGUCUCGACGAUGCCUCAGAGUUGAAAGAUGCAGAAAAUCCUCUGCCAUCUUUUCCUGAUCUCGAGCAGCGUUUGCAGCCAGUGUUGCCUUGUCAGGCUUUAAAGGAGUCUGUAGAAGUCUAUAAAAACCACUGCAAGAUGGCCAAGGAGUUCCACCAGGUCAAACAUGAAAUCGCCCUGCUGGAGGAUCGAAAGAGACAACUAAUAGCGGAGCUGUUUGAGGACGAGAAGGCGUCGAUGGAGAUCGCACGUCUCGAAGAAGAGUUCAGAGUCCUCACAGAGGAGAACCGGACCUUGGUCACAGUCCACAGUCAGCGUACCCAGCAGCUAGAGACUCUUCGUGUGGCCAAUCAAAAGAGACAAGGGUCCUCAUGACCUUUGACUUACACAAGGAUCUGAACCCUUUAUAUCCAAUGGGAUCUUUGUAUUUGGGAGAGGGGCAUAAGAGUCUGACAGGGUGGGGGUAAACCAUUGUCUUGUUAAAAUCCUUUACAUGA